UAUUAAAGCCGAGACCCUAGUAAUUCAUGUGUCACUCUUUUUACUUGUAAUUGAUAGAGAUUUUUUUAAGACCUAUUUCGAACUUUUCCCAAAAGAAAUCACAAAAACAAUGCAUUGCGAUCUUCACCAGCUGUAUCUGUCCUGUGUAAUUCUCAGUCUUGUCAAGGUUUGCUCUAGCCUGAGGACGAAACAGAUAGAAACAUCGGUCACUGGCCGUGAUAUUGUGAAAAGACAUGCCGGUGUAAGCAAUGGUUACGGUGAGGAGCUAGACGGAUAUGAUCUGGAUCCAAAGAGAGACAAUUAUAAUUGGGAUCAAUUCCCUGCCUGGGGGAAAAGACAAGCAAAACGCAGAUGGUCUUCGUUUGGUACCUGGGGAAAAAGAGGUUGGUUGGACAGAUUGAUCAGUGCUAACAAUAACUGGGGCAAACGAUGGAAAUCCAUGUCGAAUUCUUGGGGAAAACGUCAAGCCCCCAUGGAAUACGACGGGCUAAAUGAUGAAUACGUUAACGUUGAGAAGAGAUCUGUCAACUCCAAAUCCAGAAACAAGCGGUCAAUAUCUUCCGACCCCACAACUGAUAAGGCUGAAGAGAAGAGAAGAUGGUCUUCACUCGCACCUUGGGGAAAACGCAGUGAUGAUGCCGAGAAAAGAAGAUGGUCAUCACUUUCCGCUUGGGGAAAAAGGAGUGAGCCUGAAAGUUUAAAUAGUCAGGAUAGUGAAGAGGAUUUUACAAAACGCAAGUGGUCGUCUCUAUCAGCUUGGGGGAAAAGAAAUAGUCCUGAAAAUAUGCUAAAUAGUGAUGAAAUUACAAAACGUAAGUGGUCUAGUUUCACUUCGUGGGGUAAACGUGGACUACCUUCUGAUAUUUCAAAGAGACUGACAACUUAUUGGCGACAACGUCUCUUACAAGACAGUGGUCCAUGGAUGGAACGUAGAGGAUGGAACGCCCUAACCUCUUGGGGGAAAUAAAGUGUGAAUUAAACAAAAACAAACUAAAUAUGCUCACUUCAUUCUCAAGAUAUUGUUUUUGUUUAGAAAUAAAUACAUUUUGGCAUGAAGUUGUUUCCAUUUUAAGCUUAUCUGAAAAAACAAAGACCCUGUUGUACACAUUAUUUAAACAUUCUUCCUUCUGGACACUGUAAGAUUGUUUGAAUGUUUUGGUUUCCACUAAAGUGUCAUAUAUUUUA
Messenger RNA from Saccostrea cuccullata (small rock oyster), 1185 nucleotides. RefSeq lists its product as uncharacterized. The record is from RefSeq and is a predicted model, not a curated record. NCBI's taxonomy places the organism in Eukaryota, Metazoa, Mollusca, Bivalvia, Ostreida, Ostreidae. The transcript has 2 exons. Bases 110 to 967 code for a protein of 285 amino acids.